Messenger RNA from Symbiodinium necroappetens, 6135 nucleotides. The record is from the annotation of a GenBank genome assembly. NCBI's taxonomy places the organism in Eukaryota, Dinophyceae, Suessiales, Symbiodiniaceae.
AUGCUUGGAUGCGCACCUGAGGUGCAAACCGCAGGGCCCGACACUGCGGGCACCCGAACCCUGCAUUACCGGGCAGACUUUGAUGCCACAUUCACGGCAGCCAAUGACCAGGUGACCGCCUCAAUCUCAAUCCGGCAGAAGAACGGCCAGCUCAAAUCUCUAAACUUCAAAGCGCCGCAAGCCGCAUACCAACUGGUCUCCGCGGAUGGACAGGCGAAACGCGACAACGAUCGCCUGAUCUGGCAGGUACCGCGAGAGGGCGGAACCUUUCGGUACACCUACCGUAUCGACAGUCCGCGAGGAGAUAGCUUUGAUGCCAAACAUACGCCUACCUGGACCCUGCUGAGACUUGGCGACCUGUUUCCCCGCGCGAACGCGCGCUUACGCAAGGGCGCUGUGAGCAAAUCCAGCGUCUUCAUGCAGGGGCCCCAGGACUGGUCGUUUGAAAGCCGCUACGGAUCUCUACAUGCAGAACGAAAAAUUCUCGACCAUACCGAUCGCGGAUUCAACCGCCCUACCGGAUGGCUGCUGGGUGGCAAAUUAGGCACGCGCCGGGAUGUCAUCGCGGGCCACAACUUUGUUGUCAGCGCACCCAUCGACGGCGGCAUGCAGCGGAUGGACGUGCUGGCCUUCCUGAACUGGACGGUGCCCACGCUUAACGACAUUCUGCCCAAGCUCCCACCACAUGUACUUAUUGUUGGCGCACCUGAGGUCAUGUGGCGGGGCGGCCUAUCCGCGCCAAACUCAGUGUACCUGCAUGUCGGCCGGCCACUGGUCAGUGAAAACGGCACAUCAACCCUCCUGCAUGAACUGGUGCAUAUGGCGGGCGUACAUUCCGCUGUACCGGGUGCAGACUGGAUUGUCGAAGGACUGGCUGAGUAUUACGCCAUUCUGGUAAUGCAGCGCAGUGGCGGUUUGAGCCCUGCGCGAUUUCAGGCAACUAUCGACGACCUGCAGGAUUGGGCAAAUAAAGACCGAGGCCAUCUGGCCGACCCGUCAAGCGGAGCAAAUACAGCUGCUGCGGUUCUACUUCUGCAUGACCUGGCCAAUGAGCUGAGUGCGGCCGGCGCGCAGAUGGAUACGACAGUUAGUAUGUAUACCCUGUAUAUCGGCAACAAAAACUAUUCUUCCUGGUCGCUGCGACCCUGGGCUCUGCUGACGGCAUUGGAGAUUCCCUUCGAGGAAAUCCUCAUACCCUUCGACGAUGGCGGUAGCUGGCAGAAAUUUCGCAGUUUCUCGCCAACCGGCUUAGUACCCUGUCUGCACGAUGGCGAUAUCGUUGUCUGGGAGUCGCUCAGCAUUGUCGAAUAUAUUGCCGAAGCUCACCCACAGGCCUGGCCAACAGAUCCUGUUGUGCGCGCGUGGGCGCGCAGUGCUACAGCAGAAAUGCACGCUGGCUUUAACAACUUACGUAACGAAUGCGCCAUGACUGUAGGCCUGCGGAUUCAACUGCACCAACAGUCGGAGGGUCUAGGCGCCGACCUCAAGCGACUUGCUGAGCUGUGGCAGCAGGGAUUGCAGAAUUUCGGCGGCCCUUAUCUCGCCGGUGAAAACUUCACAGCAGUUGAUGCAUUUUAUGCACCCGUGGUUUUUCGCAUACAAACCUACGGCCUCAAACUACCGGCUGCUGCGCAAAACUAUGUGCAGCACAUGCUGGCGCAGCCCGUCAUGCAGAAAUGGACCAAAGAUGCCUUGCAGGAGCCUUAUCGGGAACCCAGCCACGAAGAAGAAAUUGCCGCGUGCGGGCACUGGUUACAGGAUCUGCGCGCACCAUUAAAGGCCCGGUGGUCUGAGGCUGCCUCGUUACCCCUGCAAAUUCAGGAGCUGUACCCCUGCGUUCAUCAGGGCGAGCUGUAUGUCGCCGGCGGCAUCGCGGCACGCAUGGGGGUACCUUAUUUCACCAACCGCUGUUUUGCUUAUAACCCACAAAGCAAUAGCUGGAGAGAACUGCCUGAACUACCCGAAAAUCUGCACCACGCAGCACUGGUCAGCAACGGCCGAGAUCUGUUCUGCGUCGGUGGAUUUGCAGGCAGCUAUACCCGAGUUUGGGCAAUGCAGGAUGCAGUGUACAAACUCACCGCCGAUGGUUGGCAGCUGAUCAAUCGCCUUCCUUCACCACAGGCGGAAGGUGUGAUUGCCCAUCACCCGGAUGGCAACAUUCAUCUGGUGACCGGCCAGAACCCAAAAGGUGCGGAUAAUGCCCAGCGCAGUGAUCACACCGAAACCCACAACCACUGGGUCUGGGACACGGUAUCUGACCAGUGGCGUGACGCUGAACAGAUCCCCACAGCUCGCAACAGCGCAACAGGCGGCUGGCUGGGCAAUCAAUUAGUGGUUACCGGCGGACGCACCGCCCAGGGUAACCUCAAUGUGACGGAAAUCUAUGAUCUACAAGGUGAUCACUGGCACAGUGGUGCACCGCUACCCCUGCCCCAGGCAGGCACAGCCAGCGUAGUUGUUGAUGAAGGUUUGCUGGUCUUUGGCGGUGAAAUAUUCACGCCCGAAGCCAAGGUGUUUGCCAACGUCUGGCUCUACAAUCUGCACGAAGAUCGUUGGCAUCCAGUUGCUGAUCUACCGACACCAAGACACGGCCUGGGUGCAGGCCUGAUAGGACAGAAAAUAUACGUUAUCGGCGGCGCGACUGCGCCCGGCGGCAGCGGUACCAGUGAUCUGAACGAAGUCCUCACACUCCAGCACAAGUGUGAGAUUGAUUCACCUGCGAAAAUCGAAAUGGGCACGCUGGCUGUACAUUUACUGAGAUCGCCAACCGAUGUGGCUACGCGUUUCGAAUACCCACAUGAUGUCUUCUGGAAGAGCACCGACAAAUGGCGCCAGGAGUGGCGAACGGCUCUUGGGGAAUCUCAAAUUGAUUUCAACUGCGAACCGGUUGCGCCUGCACGCAAUGUUGUUGCCCGACCUGUUCGCGACCUCUUCAUUCCCUCGGGUCAAUCUUUAACCGUUUAUGUGGGUUAUCCCGCCUGGUUGCGAAUCAUCGCGAGCAACAACGUGGUGCUUGCGGAUCUUGCAACUGAGCUGAUGUCUGAAACCUGGCUCGGCCCCAACACGUUACAGGGCGAAGUUGCGUUUGCAACACAGACACAGGCGAGGUUAAGCCGAGACAAGCUCCCAGAAACUUCACAUACCAUUCGCGCGCCGAUCACGAUCCAAAACGCCAGCCAGGAACAGCUCCAUAUUACCCGCUUGAGCAUUCCUGCUCCGGAACUUCCAGUUUUCCGAUGUGGCGGUCAACUGUGGUCCGCGCCCGUGUCUAUCGAGUGUGAAGAAACCUUAUCCGGAGCCCGCGUUGUCCUCGGUGACAGUGCGCCAGAUUUUCUGGAUUCAGCAGAGCGCAUGAGUGAUGCCCGAGUGACCGACAGCAGUAAAAAUAUGAGCUGGACAGACAUACCCUUUGACACCUUGUUUCGCGCGACGGUCAUGCUCGUUUCAGGGUGGAUAUUUGCACGGCUAGCGCGCCGCACAACCCGCCUGAUUCCUGCGGACGUGUUUUCGCCAAACUUAUUGUUGCUGAUACAACGUGGUUCCUUUUAUUUAGUCUUCGGCAUAUUUGCCGUCAUGGCGGUUCAACAGGCGGGUUUCGACCUCACGGUGUUGCUCGGGGCGGCAGGUAUAUUGUCUGUGGCAGUGGGUUUUGCAUCACAAACGUCUGCAUCAAAUCUGAUCAGCGGCCUUUUUCUCAUCGCCGAACGAGCAUUCGAAGUGGGCGACGCCAUAAAAGUAGGCGACAUCACAGGUGAAGUGCUUUCAAUCGAUUUAUUGUCCGUCAAACUGCGAACCUACGACAAUCUGUAUGUUCGCAUCCCCAAUGAAAAUCUGAUGAAAUCAACCGUAACCUCAUUAACCCGCCACCCGAUCCGUCGUUUCGACUUACAAGUGGGCAUCGCAUAUAAAGAAGAUAUCGCGCGGGCCAGAGACGUAUUGCUGAAGGUUGCCGCAGAAUUCCAUCUCUGCCUCGAUGAACCCGCGCCGCUCAUCAUCAUGCAGGGUUUUGGUGACUCAUCCAUCAACAUUCAGUUUUCUGUCUGGGCCGCUCGUGAAAACUAUCUGGCCCUGCGUAACGGCAUUUAUGAACGGGUGAAAACCGCCUUUGAUCAGGAAGGCAUCGAAAUACCCUUUCCGCAUCGAACGCUUUAUGCCGGCAGUGACACGCUGGCGAUGCCAGUGUCUAUCCAGACCAACAAUCAGAACGAUCACGCCAUCACCCUUUUUGAGCGUGAUAUCCCACCACCGGAGGGUGACGCCGAUCAGGCCUUUUUUGCCUGGCAGCGCCGUGGUGCAGCGCAGUUCCGUCACCCUCAUGCCUUCCUUGGUCUUAUGUGUUCGCUGCUUGAAGAGCAUCACCCAAGCCUGCUGGAAGAAUUUUUUGCAGCAGGGGCACGCCGGGUUAACUUUGAAGAUAUGGUGCCACCUCACCUGCUGCCGCACUACAAACCCGAACCGGGUGACGAGAAACUGUGGAUCCUGAUGUGCCGCCGCGCCACCAUCGAAACCGUGCUGCGGCGAUACGUCGAGCGCAUGAACAAUAUUGUCAUCCACAAUAAAACCUACAUCACUGGUGUGCGCACGGAACAGCAAGCCAAUGGUCUGCAUGUCACCGGUCUGGAACUCACGGAUCGCUCUGACAACAACAGCAGGUCCAUCUUUGAAGCCGACGUCUACGUGGACUCAACUGGACGCGCGUCCAAAUUCCGCAAGUGGCUGAUGGAUGCAGGGGCUGCUAUCGAAGAACAGCGCGAUGAUGCUGAAAUUGUCUACUACACGCGUCACUACAAGCUCAAUCCAGGCGUUAGUGAGCCUUCAAGACACGGCGAAGAUCCCGCCGCUGGUGACCUGGGGUAUAUGAAAUAUGGCGUAUUCCCAGGAGACAAUGGUCACUUUGCCAUCAUCAUCUGCAUUCCCAACGGCGAAUCUGAGCUGCGCGAAGCGGUCAAAGAAGGAGAUCGUUUUGAUGCCAUCUGCCGGACUAUCCCAGGCCUGGUGCCCUGGGUUGCACCCGACAAAGCCCAGGCGACCACCGAAUCAUUUGGCAUCGGUGAAAUCCACGCCGUGUGGCGCAACUUUGUGAAAGAUGGCCAUCCCGCUGCACACAACUUUUUUGCGGUCGGCGAUUCCUGCGCGCGGACCAACCCUCUGUACGGGCGUGGCUGCAGCAUAGGUAUUCUGCACGCCCAGAUUCUGGCUGAUGUACUCGCCAGCGAAACUGACAGUACCGCACGAGCACUGGCUUUCCAGAAGCUCACGGAAGAACGCAUAGGCCGCGACCUGGAUAAGCCCGACUCCCUGAAAAAAUGGUUUGGCAUGGCUUUUGGUGAUGCCCUGGCUGCGGCAGCCAAAGAUGAGAUUGAGGGUAAAGUUGUCAUCGUCACCGGUGGUUCACGCGGCAUAGGCGAGAUGAUUGCCGCAGGAUUUCUGGCCAAUGGCGCCAAGGUUUAUAUCAGCUCACGCAAAGCUGAGGCUUGCGAUGCAACCGCUGCACGUUUACAGAAAGAAUUUGGUGGGCAGUGCAUUUCAAUUCCAGGCGACAUGUCCACCCUCGACGGCAUCAAAGCAUUCUGCGAAGUAUUCAAGAGCAAAGAAAACCACCUGGACGUCCUCAUCAACAAUGCGGGUGUUGCCUGGGGUGCACCGCUUGAAGAAUUCCCCGAGAUCGGUUGGGACAAGGUCAUGAACACUAACGUCAAAGGUCCUUUUUUCCUGACUCAACAGCUGUUGCCGUUGCUGGAGAAAGCCACCAGCUUCGAUGAGCCAGCAAGAAUUAUUAAUGUCGGCUCCAUCGACGGCAUCAAGACACCGGUGUUUGAUAAUUUUUCCUAUGGCCCAUCAAAAGCCGCCAUCCAUCACUUAACCCGUGUGUUGGCUGCACAUCUGAUCAAACGCAAUAUUAUCGUUAAUGCCAUUGCGCCCGGACCUUUUCCAACCUACAUGCUGAGCACCGGCGUCGGUGGCGGCGGUGACACUGACACCACUGACUGGGAUGCGGUUGGCAAAGGUAAUCCGCGUGGACGUGUGGGCACACCUGAGGACAUAGCGGGCCUGGCAAUCUUUCUUGCUUCCCGCGCCAGCGGCUUCACUGUGGGAGAAGUCAUCACCUGCGAUGGCGGAUCAGUGGUUUCGUAA